UGCAUAUUCUUGUAAGUUUCUAUUAGUCAAGAGUCCGUAUUGCAUAUUCAUUAUCCCUGUUAGUAUAGCCAGCUUUGCUCUCCCAUUCCUCACACCGACUUCCUCAAAGCUUCCCUAUAUUCUCUCUGCUUCUCUCCCGAAGCAAGAGAUGUUCCAGCCCACAGAUCUGAGCCUGUCUCCAUUGAAGUCGCUGGCAGGACCUGGAGUUAGGCCAAUCUUGACCAUCAAAGAUACAAUCAAUGGUCGAGAUCGCUUUGCAUCAGUCCACAACAGACCCAUAUUUUCCACCGUGAAAUGUCAUGGUGUUUCCAGCAUGACUGGUUUGGCGCGAACUCGGCCGCGAAUUAUCACUUCAAUGGCAGAAAUGGGCAGAACUCCGCCACGAGGAGUUCCGGCGGCCAAAGGAGCCAGAUCCUCCUUCACGGCGGAAACCGAGAACAGAGCGACCAAGAUCAAAGGGACUGUCGUGCUGAUGAAGAAGAAUGUUUUGGACUUCAAUGACCUUCAUGCAUCGGUUCUUGAUCGUGUGCAUGAGUUGUUGGGCAGAAGGGUGUCUCUGCAGCUCAUUAGUGCUGAUAAUUGUGAGCCCGAAAAUGGGUCGCAGGCAAAAGUUGGAGAGCCAGCACAUUUGGAAGAUUGGAUUACAACAAUCACCCCAUUGACAGCAGGGGAGUCAGCAUUCAAGGUAACCUUCGAUUGGGACCAUAAAAUAGGAGUUCCGGGGGCAUUUACAAUAAGAAAUAAUCAUCACAGUGAGUUCUACCUCAAGAGUGUCACGCUUGAAGAUGUUCCAGGACAUGGCCGGAUCCUCUUCGUUUGCAACUCCUGGGUUUACCCUGCUGACAAAUAUAAGAAAGAUCGCGUUUUCUUCACCAACAAGACAUAUCUUCCAAGUGAAACGCCAUUGCCGCUGCUCAAGUACAGAAGAGAAGAGCUAGUGAGCUUGAGAGGAAAUGGGAAGGGAGAGCUCCAAGAAUGGGACAGAGUGUAUGACUAUGCUUACUACAAUGAUUUGGGAAAUCCUUGCAGGGGUCCAGAAUAUGAACGCCCAGUUCUUGGAGGGUCUAGUGACUACCCUUAUCCUCGCAGGGGAAGAACUGGUCGACCACCAACAAGGAUAGAUCCUAACACUGAGAGCAAGCUGAACCCUCUUGAGAUCCUAAAAGUUUAUGUCCCAAGAGAUGAAAGAUUUGAUCACUUGAAGAUGUCAGACGUCGUUGCUUAUGCACUGAAAAUCAUAGUUCAAUUCCUCAGACCUGAGCUAGAAGCUCCAUUUAACAGCACCCCUAAUGACUUUGACAGCUUAGAAGAUGUACUCAAGCUCUAUGAUGGAGGAAUCGAGCUGCCCAAGGGUUUACUUGAGAAUAUUAGGGAAACCAUCCCUUUAGAGACGCUCAAGGAAAUCUUCAGAACCGAUGGUCAAACGCUCCUUAAAUUCCCAGUGCCUCAAGUGAUUAAAGAUAAUAGGUCUGCUUGGAGGACUGAUGAAGAAUUUGCAAGAGAAAUGCUGGCUGGAGUAGACCCUGUCAUCAUUCGUCGUCUCCAGGAAUUCCCUCCAUCGAGCCAGCUAGAUAGUAAAGUAUAUGGUCAUCAAAAAAGUUUAAUAACCAAGGAGCACAUAGAAAAGUACUUAAAUGGGGCCACCAUCGAUGAGGCAAUCAAGAACAACAAGCUAUUCAUAUUAGAUCACCAUGAUGCACUCAUGCCAUACCUGAGGAGGAUAAACCAGACUUCCACAAAGACUUAUGCCAGCAGGACUAUCCUUUUCUUGAAAGAAGAUGGGACUUUGAAGCCAUUGGCGAUUGAGUUAAGCUUGCCAAAUCCAAAGGGAGACCAAUUUGAAGCCAAUAGGAAAGUAUACACCCCAGCUGAAGAAGGUGCCGAAAAUUGCAUUUGGCAGCUGGCUAAAGCUUAUGUGGCUGUAAAUGACUCUGGCUAUCAUCAGCUCGUCAGCCACUGGUUACAUACCCAUGCAGCGAUUGAGCCGUUUGUGAUAGCGACCAAUAGGCAGUUGAGCGUGCUUCACCCAAUUCAUAAGCUCUUGCAUCCUCACUUCCGUGACACCAUGAAUAUAAAUGCAUUGGCCAGGCAGAUCCUCGUCAAUGCUGGUGGUUCCCUGGAGUGGACAGUAUUUCCAAGAAAGUACUCCAUGGAGAUGUCAUCAGUAGCUUAUAAGAACUGGGUUUUUCCUGAGCAGGCACUCCCUGCUGAUCUCAUCAAGAGAGGAAUGGCAGUUAAGGAUGCGAAUUCCCCACACGGUGUCCGCCUGCUGAUAGAGGAUUACCCUUAUGCUGUUGAUGGGCUGGAAAUCUGGUCAGCUAUAAAACAAUGGGUGGAAGACUACUGCUCCUUCUAUUACAAGACUGACGAAAUGGUUGAAAACGAUUCCGAGCUGCAGUCAUGGUGGAAGGAACUCAGAGAGGAGGGUCAUGGCGACAAGAAAGACGAGCCCUGGUGGCCAAAAAUGCAGACUCGUGAAGAGCUGAUAGAAACAUGCACUACCAUCAUAUGGAUUGCUUCUGCCCUCCAUGCAGCUAUAAACUUUGGACAGUACCCUUAUGGAGGCUUCCCCCUAAACCGCCCAGCAUUGAGCUUUUACUUCAUGCCUGAAGAAGGCACUCCUGACUAUAUAGAGCUUAAGAAUGACCCUGACAAAGCUUACUUAAAAAGAUUUAGUUCCCAACUUUUGACCAUUCUUGGCAUGGCCCUUAUAGAAAUCUUGUCAAUGCACUCAUCUGAUGAGAUUUAUCUUGGGAAAAGAGAUUCUCCUUAUCAGUGGACCUCAGACACAAAACCCUUGGAAGCCUUCAAGAGAUUUGGAAAGAAGCUGGCAGAAAUUGAGGAUAGAAUAACAAGCAGGAACAAGGAUGAGAAAUUACAGAAUCGUGUUGGUCCUGUCAAGAUGCCAUACACUCUGCUCUACCCUUCCAGCAAAGAAGGAUUAACUGGCCAGGGCAUUCCCAACAGCGUCUCAAUCUAAAGCUUUUCUGCAUUGUCUUAGCAGCAGAUUGCUCAAUUCAGUGUCUUUUAGCUUAUUCUUCAUUUGUAAUAAGAAACAUUUAUAUGUUAGAAUAAAAUGAAAAUAGUUCUUCUCU
Corylus avellana is the source of this 3095-nucleotide messenger RNA. Its product is annotated as putative linoleate 9S-lipoxygenase 5. NCBI's taxonomy places the organism in Eukaryota, Viridiplantae, Streptophyta, Magnoliopsida, Fagales, Betulaceae. Gene Ontology annotation, molecular function: oxidoreductase activity, acting on single donors with incorporation of molecular oxygen, incorporation of two atoms of oxygen; protein binding; metal ion binding. Gene Ontology annotation, biological process: lipid oxidation. The record is from RefSeq and is a predicted model, not a curated record.